UCUGGGAAAUUUGGUUGCCUCACAAAGUGCACGUCAUUUCCUCCUUUGAUGACAAAUGUGUGGUUUCUGUCUUUUUAAAAAGUUUGAAAGGAGUGUGAUUAUGACAAGUCUGCGCAAUUUGCCUGUGAUACUGAGAGGAGUAUGAAUGGUCAUGUAAAGAGCAUGCAUUUUCAACUGUUUAAGGAACCAGCAGCAAUUCCUUUCUCCUCAGCAUUACUCUCUCUCCUGCUGGUUAUGGCUGUUGAUUCAACAAGAACUGUGGCAGCAAGCAGAAGCCAGCAGUGUGGGAAUUCUCUGCCUUCUCUGCAACAGACUUUGAAGGUGACCAGACUCAUACAGAAGGAAUCUGUCGACCUAAUCAAAACAUAUAAAGCCUCUCAAGGGGAAAUGUCAGAGCUCUUCUGCAAGGUGUCAAUUAACGACAACCCUGACCCCAACAUCUCUGGCCUGGAGCCCUCAGAGAAGAUAGCAAGCAUCUCCACACAUCUCCAAGCCUUCCUCCAGCAUUUAAAACGGGUGCACGAGCAGCAGACAGACUUACAGUCGCCCACGAGCCCACUGCUGAACCAGCUCACCACUGUCAGUGCUCGCAGCCAGAUCUUGGCUGCCCUCAUAAACAGUUUUUAUCAGAGCCUCUUCCCGAACCUGCCUGUACCGGAGCCAGCAGGGGGGCCGACAACACUACCUCCACCUCAGAACGUCUUCCAGCAGAAGGUCUACGGCUGCGUGGUCCUGAAGACCUACAAGGAGUUCCUGUCGAAUGUUUCCCGAGAACUGAGGACUCUUAGAAACAAAAUGUGCAGAAGGUGGAUAGAAAGUAAUGUACUCUUCUUCUGAGGAUGACCUAAGGCUGGCCUUAGACAGUCUGCUUUCAACAACAGUUAAACUGACCGGGUUGAUAAAGACUCAAAAAGAUAAGUGAAUAUGAAGGCGGCAGAUACAUCAGUGCGAUGAAGCCUAUUUAUGCUAUUUAAUAUUUAUUUUCUUACAUGUUUCUGUUAAGAGGAGUGCUGUUAAAAGAUCAAGAGUGUAAAGGUGUGUCUAUACAAGUUACAUAUAUUUAAUUUGUUUAAAAUGUUAUGUAAGGUUGUGCUGAUUUAAGCUUAUUUGCUGUAAACAGAAAUAUUAAAAGAUACUUUGCAGCUCUA
Scatophagus argus is the source of this 1148-nucleotide messenger RNA. RefSeq names its product IL-6 subfamily cytokine M17 (gene m17). Gene Ontology annotation, molecular function: ciliary neurotrophic factor receptor binding; cytokine activity. The transcript has 3 exons. Bases 142 to 837 code for a protein of 231 amino acids. Gene Ontology annotation, biological process: ciliary neurotrophic factor-mediated signaling pathway; negative regulation of neuron apoptotic process; immune response. NCBI's taxonomy places the organism in Eukaryota, Metazoa, Chordata, Actinopteri, Scatophagidae. The record is from RefSeq and is a predicted model, not a curated record. Gene Ontology annotation, cellular component: extracellular region.